Messenger RNA from Drosophila navojoa, 874 nucleotides. RefSeq names its product GATA zinc finger domain-containing protein 8-like. Lineage: Eukaryota; Metazoa; Arthropoda; Insecta; Diptera; Drosophilidae. The record is from RefSeq and is a predicted model, not a curated record.
GCAGCAGCAGCAGCAGCAGCAACAGCAAGAGCAAGACGAACAGCUGCAAGAGCGGCCAGAGGAACAACAGCUGACGAACCAGUCAUUGAGCAUUCUGGAGCUAUCGUCCAGUGUCAGUGGCUGCAUCGCUGACAACACCAACAACCUGAUCAACAAUCACUUGAUGAGCAUCAAGAACAACGAUAUAAAUGAUUGCAACAAGGACAGCGCCAUUAAUAUUAACAGCAGCAGCAACAACAAUAUACUGAACAGCAGCAGCCACUGCAAAGAGCUCAACAACAUGGACUCUGAGCUGGAGAUGCACACGGCCAUGCUGCCGCCCACAGAGCUGGAGUCUGUGCAGCUAUUGGACCAGCAUGGCGACAACAAGCACAACAUUGAUGAUGUGCCAACAACAAGCCAGCAUGCGCACAGAUCUGUGGAUGCAACCACAACUGUUGCCGCCUAUCAGCCGCCACUGGCCGAUAAUGGAGCGACAUUGAAUCAUGAAGCGCGACGCUGGCAUCGCAUCUCAUUGAUGGUGCCCUGGAUCAAGGUGUUGCACGAGCGUCCCAGCCAAGUGGCAACGGUGUUGCCGCCGCACAAUCUGACCAUUGCCAUUAGCACUGAUCUGGACACUCUUCGCAAUGAUGAUAACUAUAACAACAACAACAACAACAACGAUGUGAAUAAUACUAAUGCCAUCAGCAAUAACCCCAUCGAUCAAGAUAAUAGUAUUAGCAAUAUUAGCUCAGCAUUGGCAGUGCCCGACAGUGAUAACUUCGAGAGUGUCUGCGGACCAUCGUUAAUGCAAGAGGACUUGAUAGAGAUCAUGGAACUGGACGAUGACGGCCAUGUGCCUACAAUGCAUGUGAUGCAUAGCGCAUUCAAGUAA